GUUUCCUGGUACCAGGAAGACUUGAGCAGCAGCAGCAGCGUACUGGACCGGUUUGAGCUGUUACAUUGUUUUUGUAGUUCAGACUUGUAAAAUACCUGUUAGAAUGGUCGGGUUUACUGAAAAUAAAUUCAAACCAGUUUUUUUCUUUGGACAGAUAGAUCUUUGACGAUGGAGAUGUCCUCCCCCCGCCCUCUCUCCAAUAAUCUUAUUAUGCAUUGAACCAUAAGUAUAUUCUCCAUUGGUUCAUGCCUGCAUUCACAUUUUCACUUGGUGAUUGGAUGCAGCCUGUUUGUCUUAUUUUCCUUUUAAAAAUAUCCAAACUUUCAUUUUUCCCAGCGGAGUCAUUGCUUGGAUUAAAGCUGUGUUUCUGCCAUGGACGGUGAAGCUUCUGUUGAAGAGAAGAAUGGCGGAGAUGCUGCUCCGGACAAAGUUAAGAAAGAACCAGCAGCAACAACGCCACACAGAUAUACCAAGGAGGAGCUUCUUAACAUAAAAGAGCUACCAAUCUCCAAUGAAAGGCCAGCCUGUCUUUCACAGAAAUAUGACAGUGAUGGCGUCUGGGACCCUGAAAAGUGGCACGCUUCGCUGUAUCCCACAUCGGGGCGUAAUUCUCCAAUGGAAAGCUUUAAGAAGGAAUAUUUGGAGGAUAGAGUUCCACUGAAACGAAGGAUCCCAGAUCCUCGUGAGAGGUUAAAGGAUGACGACCUGGAUGUUAUCCUGAGCCCGCAGCGUCGCAGCUUCGGAGGUGGAUGCCAAGGCAACGCUGCGCCCACACUUCACCAUUCCCGACCCAUGAGCCCACUUGAAAAUAAGGAGAAUGAGACUCUCCGUUUAGGAGGGACGCGAAGAAUUGGAAGUGGUCGCAUCAUUUCUGCACGGGCCUUUGAGAGAGAAGCCCGGCUUGAGAAGGAGAGGGAACGGGAUGUCAGAGACUUCAAAGACAAAAGAUUCAGGAGAGAUUUUGGAGAUAAACGGGUAUUUAGUGAACGGAGAAGGAAUGACUCUUAUGCAGAGGAGGAGCCCGAGUGGUUCUCUGGUGGUCCUACGAGCCAGUCGGAGACGAUUGAGCUAAUUGGAUUUGAUGAUAAAAUACUGGAAGAUGACAGACGGAGGUCCAGGCGCUCAAGGAAGAGGACGGAGUCUGUGAAAGAAGAGUGUAAUGGUCAGAUAGAGGAGCAAAAUGUGAGUCUGCGAUCUACAGCCGAUCAGGAAGUUCCCCACCCUGAUGUCCUGCCAGAGCAGUCUACUGGUGAUUUUGACUUCAAUGAAUUUUUCAAUCUGGAAAAGACCAUGCCAGGAUUGGCGUCUAUGAUAGAGGAUGUUUUAGGGGAAGGCCCUGUAUCAGCAAGCCGCUUCAGUCAAUGGUUCUCCAGUAACUUGAGCCCUUCAGGCAGCCGCUCCAGCAGUCUGAGGUCCACUCCCCACGAGGAACUGGAAAAACUAGCAGGGCUUGAAGCCCUUGGCACACCCUCUGGCCAAGUUCCUGCACCAUUCUUCACACCCAUUCAAUCGGAGUGCAAAGAGAAGGUGGACAUACUGGAGCUGCUGCACAAGGCCAAAGUAGACCUGAAGCCUCUUCUCUCCAACCUUUCGCUCAACAAGGCUCGCCUACGGGAAAACACUCAUUCUGGAGCAGUACUGUCCCUGGAGGAGGUGGAGGGUGGAAUGAAGGGCAUGAAACUGGGCUCAGAACCACAAAUGCAAAAGGUAGUGCCUCCACAGAGAGGGAAUGGGACUCCCUUCAUGGCUGAGCACUUAGAAGAGGCUUUAACGGGUGGUCCGAGUGCUCGUCCACGGUCGCGUGACACAGACAUGUCAGCCUUUAAUAAACUGGUUAGCAGCAUGAAGGCAAGUGGAACUCUGCCAACUCUCCCUAAAACCAACUCAAACAAUCAACCUUUAGACCAAUCUAUGGUGGCACUGACUGAAGUUCCAAUGCCUCCUCAGCAACCGAAAAAUAUAUUCCAGGAACUCUUAGGAGGGCCUGCUCGUAGUCGCUCCCCAGGGCUACUCGGGAACCUUUUGAGCAACUCUGAGGUCUCCCUUGCGCCCAACUCUGUACAUGGCCUGCUGCACAAGGGUCCCUCGCCACCGCUCUUCCCUCAGAGGUCACUCUCACCAGACUACUUUAACAGUCACUUGCAACAUUCAGCAGGCUUUCCUGUUGGUGCUCAGCCCAUGAUAGGGGAACCGUAUGGUGAUGUUCAUAGGUCUAUGAGCCCAGCGUCUGCACCCCAGCACCAGAUGAGGCCGCUCUCAAUUCCUGUGAACCGCGCAGAUCUCGAAGCCUUAGCAUUUCAACAGGACCUUGCACUGCAUGCCCAUCACCAGUUCCCAUCUGGCUACAACAGGAUACAACAGGACAAAUCUUUUCGAAAUCGUCCACAGCGUGUUAACCGCUCCCCCGGUCCAGGCCCCCAGCUUGCUGGAAGAAACUCACCAGGCGGUGCUGUCACCAGUAUGUUGUCUCCAUCAUUUACACCUACGUCAGUUAUCCGCAAAAUGUAUGCAACAAAAGAGAAAAGCAAAGAUGAUCCAUCAAGUCGAUCAGAGACCAAAGAUGACUCAACUGCACACACUCAAGAUGAGAACAACUCCCCUACCUUACACAUGGAAGCGAUUGAAGGGAAUGGCACCCAGUCUGGUGGCGUAAAGUCCAGCUCUAAGUCCUUGCCAAGUAAAGACCAGGAGCGUCUCAGGCCACAUUCUACCGGACAUCAUACAGCUACCACAGCACCGCCAGGACCGCUCUCAACUUUCCCACGUUCUGUCUACCCAGUACCGCUGCUUUCCCACGUACCAAUGGUGCGCCCUCCUCCACAGCUCCACCCUAAUGUGGUUCAACGAAUGUUUGCACAGGGAAUCCAACCCCAGCAGCUUGGUCCAGCCCUGGUCCAAGCAGGUUUAUACCCGCAACAUGUUGACCUAUCACAACUUCAAGGCUUGCCCCCUGCAAUUCUGGGCCAAACACUGUACCCGCUGAGUGCAUCAUCUGGGCAUCCGCUUCUACCUCCCAGAGCAAACAGUCAGAUGCAACUUGCAAUGAUGCAGCAGCAACUUCAACAGCGACAAAUACAUCACAGCAGCCCAGGUCCACAGUCUCAGAGUCAAGGCCUUCACCGGAUGAAUGGACCCCAGCAACACGAUAGAAGUCCCCCUCCAGGCCUGGCCAAGUGGUUUGGAUCCGACGUGCUGGAUCAACAACUCCCCUCCAUGCCGGCCAAGGUCAUAAGUGUAGAUGAAUUGGAGUUCCGGCCUUGAAGGACUUAACGCUGAGGUGGACGGAAAAAAUAUAUUUUCCCCUUUCUCUUCCCGAUUGAUUGCAUUUAAAUGUGAACUUUAAUUUGAAGCCACAGCACACACCUGGACAGUAUUUUUUUGACUCCAACCUCAGUGAAAGCUCUUACAGAAUAUAUAAACUGGGCAUUGGAGAUUUGUUUACUGCAGCUGUUUUUUUUGUUUUUUUUCCUCUCCCCCUGGGGGGCGGGGGGGGGGUCCCUUCUUUUUGUAUUAGACUCGAAGUAAAUUUGGGAGUAAGUUAUGUAUAUUCAUGAUUGUACAGAUGGGAACUUACCGUUAGUCCCCUGUAUAUAGCGAUUGUUUUUCUAGGUAUAGGGGAGGGUGAAACUUAUCAUGAAGUUUAAAUGCUGUUAGUCACUAAAAGCGUGUAGCACUCUUUUGUAGACUUUAGAUUUCCUCGACUGCACUGAGAGCUACAGCAAGCGAAGGAGGGGUGGUUGCUUGUGUUGUCUUUGCUUGCCGGUGGCUCGCUUCUGUAGAUGUGACAAGCAGGAUCAUUACAAGACUGCUCCAAGGGACUGCUGGUUGUGCCUUCUGUGUAUUUUUUUUUUUUUUUUUUCCCCUUUUGUUUUCCUUUGGAAAUGUAUCCUCUCCCAUCCAAGCUGCCACAAGAGGCACUCAGAAUUUCUGGAAGUGUCUGGAUUUUUUUUUUUUGUGUGCUAUUAAGUUAUAAAGCACAAAUACAAUAAAUUGGUGACAAACAAGUAGUAUUUAUAGUAUUUUUGUACAGUAUACCUUCACCAUUGACAGGAAAAUGUAUAAAUAUGCAGGAGAGGUGUGAUUUUUUUUUUUUUUUUUUUAAACAC
Messenger RNA from Syngnathoides biaculeatus (alligator pipefish), 4106 nucleotides. It is a transcript of the gene eif4enif1, whose product is annotated as eukaryotic translation initiation factor 4E nuclear import factor 1. The record is from RefSeq and is a predicted model, not a curated record. NCBI's taxonomy places the organism in Eukaryota, Metazoa, Chordata, Actinopteri, Syngnathiformes, Syngnathidae. Gene Ontology annotation, molecular function: mRNA binding. Gene Ontology annotation, biological process: negative regulation of translation. Bases 373 to 3261 code for a protein of 962 amino acids. The transcript has 18 exons. Gene Ontology annotation, cellular component: cytoplasm; nucleus.